Molecule: messenger RNA, 1249 nt
Organism: Drosophila melanogaster (fruit fly)
Lineage: Eukaryota; Metazoa; Arthropoda; Insecta; Diptera; Drosophilidae
Gene: yip3
Product: yippee interacting protein 3
Exons: 3
Coding region: 567-1148 (193 amino acids)
Biological process (GO): protein catabolic process
Cellular component (GO): proteasome core complex
Source: RefSeq, marked reviewed
AAACAUUCAGAUCCAGAAUCUUGGUAAUAGGCUCAAAUCCACUCCGAUUCUAGGUAGGUUGAUCCCUGUUCCUGCUUAGGCUAAUUAACACAUCGAUUACAUCGUUGCGCGGACAGUGUGUGUCUUUAAAUUGAUAGGCUCGUUAAAGUGUCUACCAUUCCGAGGCCUUCUGGUCUUGACUUCGCCAACUGGUUGGAUCUAUUUUUAGGGCCAGCAGGUGCAGCUGCCUCGGAAACUGCGCAGAGACGCGUUUCUCGGCCAGUGCCAACCAGUUGGCGAGACCCCAUCAUCAUCAUCGCCAUCGCCAUCUGAAGAUCGCCAUCCAGCGUAGGUGACGGACAGCCUCGGGCUGCCAAUAUCACUUACUUUCAGACAAUGGAUAGCCACACAGGCGUUGACGAUUUGUUGGCCUUAAUCUACUUGAGCAAAUAUUAGUUUUGAAAGGUCUUUGUACCCAGCUCAAGUUUAUUUUCUACUUCCCAAGCCCUUUUAAAGUUUUAAAGAAUCUUUGCAGCUCAUUUAACUGGCACUUUUCUGCUCGAACGCUUUUGGGAGUCUAUUUGAAAAUGAUGGAAGGUGAAAGUUCCAAGUCGAUUCAAGGCAACAUCGUGGGUCUUAAGAGUACCAACGCCGUGAUACUGGCCACCGACUCGAAGGAAUACGAAAUGUAUCUAAUAGAUGACCGCAUUUACUGCUGCGCACCUCGUUCCGGCAUCGAUCGGAACAUAGUUCUGGAAGUGAGUUCAAAGGUGGCAAAUCUAGUCCGGGAUCGCGGCCAGAAUGUGACCGUGUCCCAGGUGCGGGACAUGUUUUGCGAAAAGUACCAGACCGCCGAAUCCCCAAAUGUCAUGAUAGCUGGCCAGGACAGCAGGGGCCUUCACUUAUUCAGCAUGGAGUGUGGAAAGUCACGCAUGGUGAUGUAUGGUGCAAAGGGCAGAGAUAAGGAGAACAUUGUGGACUUUCUCUCGAAAGACUGGAAUGAUUUCAUAAACCUCAGCGAGGCUGAACAGUUGGCCAGGAAAGCGCUUAGGUGGGAGCACGUGGAAAUGUGCACCAUCUAUAGGGCUAAAGAAAUCGAGGAACAAGGUGCCAACAUGGACUUCGAUAUGGACGACGAGACCUCUGUAUCGCCGGCCAGCAAUUUCUAGAUCCUCCUACUAUCUACAUGUACAUAGUAGUUAAUUGUAUCAUUUCGAUUUAUGUUCAUAUAAAUGAAUGGUGGCUGCUCCACUGCCCCCCCCCCCCCUGU